AGGAACUCUGAGACAGACCCACCUGCAUUAGAGAGCGGAGAGAGCGCUCAGGAACUCUGAGACAGACCCACCUGCACGAGAGAGGAGCCUGGAGGGGGCUGCACCAGAGCUGGAUGUGGAUGGAAGAGGAACAAGACACAUGUGAGGCAGAAGCUCAAGAGGAAGAGAAAGUGAACACAGAGCAAGAAAUACAUUCCCUGAGGCGGGGGCGACAUAGAGGAAGAGACCACUUUACAAGGAAGAGACCACUUCACAAGGAAGAGACAUCCAGGAGUGACCCUGAGUGGUAGCAGAGAUGCUGGAGUCGUCUGAGAUAACGGCGCAGCCAUCCCUCCACCCCACCGUACACCACUUCUGUGAGAACUCCACCCAGGUACACGCCGAUGGGAACCCGGCCACCAGCACCCUCAUGUUUGCCAUGGGAGUAUUGGGGAAUCUCUUGGCACUGGGCAUAUUGGGCGUCCAUAGAAGAGAAAGGAGAGCGCGUGCCUCUCCGUUUUGUGUCCUGGUGACGGGGCUGGCGGUGACGGAUCUCCUGGGCACCUGCGUCCUGAGUCCGGUGGUUUUCGUCUCGUAUGCCCAGCAGGCAUCUCUCCUGGCGUUGGGGUCUCAGCCGCUCUGUAAACUUUUUGCCUUUGCCAUGACUUUCUUCAACCUGUCCUCCAUGAUGAUCCUGUUCUUCAUGGCCUUUGAACGGUGCCUGGCACUAAGUCAUCCCUAUGUAUAUGCCCAGCAUAACUGGGGGCACCGGCUGGCACGGGCGGCUUUGCCCAUUUCCUACAUUCUGCCUGCGCUGCUCUGUGCACUGCCGCUGAUCGGAGUUGGGGAACAUAAACAGUACUGUCCGGGCACCUGGUGCUUCAUCCGGAUGGCAGUGCCACCCACCACAGGGAGAGAUGGGACCCUGGCCUUUUCUCUGUUGUAUGCCAGUCUGACGGGUGUCCUGAUCCUGGCAAUAUUAAUCUGCAAUGCCUCUGUGACUGCCAGCCUGUGCCGCAUGAGGAAGGGUCAGAGGGCGAGAAGAGGGUCACUCCGCAGAGGGGGAGCCAGAGGAUGGUUCCUCGGAGCUGGUGAGGAAGAACUGGAACAUCUCAUCCUCCUGGUGCUCAUGACCACCAUCUUCAUGGUUUGCUCAGUGCCAAUGACGCUCCGUGCUUUCCUGGGCGCCCUCUACAACAUCGGGGACCCAUUGGAUGAAUCAGGUGACCUAAUGGCCUUCCGAUUCAGUGCGCUCAAUCCCAUCCUGGACCCCUGGAUCUUCAUCAUAUUCCGGGGAUCUGUGUUCCGCAAACUACGCUCUUUGCUUUGCACGGCCUGGAACAAACCAAGUAAAGCGGUCCUGGGCCCUGGUUCUGUAGAGACUGGUACCAUUAGUCCAAUGACCUCCAUCGCCGGACCCUGAGAGACCCCAGAGAAAAGCAACACAACAUGGAAGAGCGACCCACAGGCCUCUGCAGCUUGUGUGGAGAUGUCACAUGACAGGAGGCUCCGCGGGGGCGGGGCACUUGUGGGGAUUUGUCUGUUACAUUGUGAGGAGCAUGCAGUGAUUUAUUAUUUAUUGUGUGUGGACUAACAGCCGCCACUCUCUGUUAUCAGCCACACAGCAGCAGUAUUAAUAUGUGACGUGUCUCCACAGGGACUAUCCUGGAUCUGGGACUUCAUAAGAAUAAACUUUAAUGGAGGGUGGAUGGAGGGUUAAUAGUAACGAGAGGCCCUGACCCCUCCCCCAUCUCCCCUUAGGACAACUAAUGCCGCACUAUAACUGUGUCGUCUCUAGUUUAUU
Molecule: messenger RNA, 1783 nt
Organism: Hyla sarda
Lineage: Eukaryota; Metazoa; Chordata; Amphibia; Anura; Hylidae
Gene: PTGIR
Product: prostaglandin I2 receptor
Exons: 2
Coding region: 296-1402 (368 amino acids)
Biological process (GO): adenylate cyclase-activating G protein-coupled receptor signaling pathway; positive regulation of cytosolic calcium ion concentration; negative regulation of smooth muscle cell proliferation
Cellular component (GO): plasma membrane
Molecular function (GO): prostacyclin receptor activity
Source: RefSeq, a predicted model, not a curated record